UGCACAUAAACACAUGCUGGCAUGCUCCAUUGCGUCUGAGGCUGUGGUGUAAAGCUGUCUUUUGUAGUUACGCCUCGGUUCAAAGUACAAGAGUUGAUUUUUAUUCUGUAUUUUUUAUUCUAACUACUUCCUUCUUCAUAAAUCACUGCAACAUUUCCUCAUUCUCAGGGUCAAAACAACAUGAAGACUGCAGGAAGAGAGGGAGAAGAGCUUAUCAGUGCAGGUUUAUAGACCAAUAAUCUUCUCUGAUAUACUAAAUACUCUUUGUGAAUUCAUCACUGCUCUGAGAGCUGCACGAGGAAACAACAAGGAACAAACUUUCUCAGGACCGAGCUGAACUGCUGAGUCGAAGCUAGUGUGAAGUGAGCCAAAGCUGAACCAAAACCAGGCCAGAAGAAGCACACAGAUUUAGUUGGACAAUGUCUGUGCCAGCCAGAGUCGUCCACCAGAGGAGAGCGACUAUCACAGAUCUGCCUCUCUACUAUUCUGGACGCCUGCGGAAGAAACUCGCCAAAGAGAAGGAUUUCAAGAAGUUCUACGCAGAGCUCCGCGGAGCCACACUGUUUCUGUACAAAGAUGACAUGCAGGACACAUACACAGAGAAGCUGGACCUGGAGCAGCUGAUAUCGAUGGAGUUAGACUCUCCAUAUCAGAGGAAGACUCCAACUAUCUUCACUCUCUCCCUGUCCACAGAGCAGGUGCAGCUACAGAUGGAGAACUCUGACACCGGAGAGGAAUGGAGGGGUUACAUCCUGACUGUGGUCAAAAAAGAGAUUCCCAGUAAGCUGCAGCUGCUGCCGGGCCAGAUGUUGCUGCUGCAGGAGGCUCUGGACGAGGAGAAGAGAAGAAAUCCCCUCACGUCACGUCCACCGCUCCCACCCCGACCAGCCUUCCUCCGUCCAUCCUCAGACUCCCCCUCACCCUCUGCUCCACCUGACACCCCUGACCCCAACAGCCCUGACACUCCUGCGUGUUUCUUCAGCGUGACUCGGCAGCAGGCCGAACAAAUGUUGGAGGAUUAUCCCGAGUAUGGAAGCAUCAUCCUCCGCCCAUCAACCCAAGGCAACAACUACGCCAUAACCCUCAGACAACUGACACCAAGUGGGCCUGUCAUGAAGAACUACAGAGUGACCUCCAAAAAAUCAGGGUUCAUCAUUGAACUGGACACAGCAGUGACCGUCUCCUCGUUGAAUGAUGUCAUUAAAUACUUCCUUGAAAAGACAGAGUACCGCCUGUGUCCCUACAUACCGUCUCAGCCCUACGACAUUCGCAUCGAUGUGUCACCUGCUCCAGAGUGCAUCAGCGUGACCUCACCUGAACCUAAAGCCGUACCAAGGGCUCAAGUGGCUCAUAAAGCCAUACCCAGAGCUCAAGUGGCUCCUAUGCUGCGUUCACAGACCAAAACAGAGCCUGUGCCACCUCCAACAAACCAAGAGGAGGAUGACUAUUUGGUUCCUGAUGAUCACAACCAAAAGCCAGAUGGGUUUGGUGGAGAGCUUCGGGAGGUUUUAAAGCUACGGAGGGCAAACUUGUACGUAACAACUGACGACAUGAAAGACACUGAAUAUGAGAAUGAAACCAGUGAAAAGUCUCACUCAGGCACUGCACAGUGGACCUCAAACGGUGCAACAAUGUGAGGAAUGGACUGCUGCUGCUGAGUCACGACCUCACAAGCUCUGCUCUUUAAUGUUUAACUUUUACCUUCAGCUGCAAGAUUACAUGCACCUUAAAGUUGUGUGGCAGUUAAAUGAACCUCUUCAGGAUCCAACUAUAUUCCAAAUGCACAAUUACUGUAAAAUAUUGUAAUGUAUUGUAUAAUUGCAUUAUUAUAUAUAUGCAUAAUUGUUAACACUUAUAUGUAUCUACAUACAAAAAGGAAAACUCACCUCUAAUGCAAUAUUCACAGGAAAGAAUUUACUCAAAGACAGUGGUGGAAUGAAACUAAGUACAUUAUUACUCAAGUACUGUACUCAAGUUUCUAUAUAUGUAACUUUUUAUUUCUACUCCACUACAUUUCAGAGGCAAAUAUUGUACUUUUUACUGCACUACAUUUAGCCGACAGCUUUAGUUACUUUUUAAAAAUGAUUGUGCAUGUUGUUGCAUUAUUAAGUAGUUAAAAUCAGCCCUACCUUGACAACAAUACAAUGCUGCUUAAAUGAAUGCAUCAAAGAUUACAAUAUAUUUGUUAUAUAUAAAACCAUCUGAGUGGGGCCUUUCUGUGUAACGAGUACUUUUACUUUUGAUACUUGAAGUACAUUUUGAUGCUGAUACUUUUGCACUUUACCGAAGCAAGUUUUAAAUGCUUUUACUUAUAGUGGAGUAAUUCUGUAGUGUGGUAUUAGUACUUUUACUAAACUAAGGGAUCUGAAUACUUCUUCUGAUGCAAUAUUCACAGGAAAUAAUUCAAUAAAUAAUUAUUUUGUUCACUAUUUGGGUUAAUUGUACAGUCUAUAAGUUGUUUUGUACUGUUAUUGUUAAACACUGAAUACAUUAUAUAUUGCCACUAAAGUAGAAUUAACUCAAAUAAAUACAAUAUGUAAAAUGUUGCCAAAUAAAAAGACUUCAUGAUUCUUGCCACAGAGCAGUUAGUUUGAGACCCCCUCCAUUUGAAUAUACUGGAUUUUUACAUCGCAACAAGAAAACAUGAACACAGAAGAAAAUCCAGGUAGAUUUUCUUGAUAAAAGAUUUACAGAUCACUGCUCGUUUCAUCAUUUAGUAAAGCAGAUAAUUUUUUGUCUAGAUAACAAGCGAUAACAGCGCUUUGAUACAAACUU
Centropristis striata (black sea bass) is the source of this 2775-nucleotide messenger RNA. RefSeq names its product signal-transducing adaptor protein 1-like. The transcript has 10 exons. NCBI's taxonomy places the organism in Eukaryota, Metazoa, Chordata, Actinopteri, Perciformes, Serranidae. The coding region runs from base 420 to 1637 and encodes 405 amino acids. Gene Ontology annotation, molecular function: signaling adaptor activity; protein kinase binding. The record is from RefSeq and is a predicted model, not a curated record. Gene Ontology annotation, biological process: positive regulation of B cell receptor signaling pathway; cell surface receptor protein tyrosine kinase signaling pathway.